AUGGCUGAUUUCAGCACAACGACAAUCAGUGAUGCUUUAUACAAGCUCUGCCCUGCCGCAGACACUGGGGGAUAUCUUCCAGACCUCAAGCUCUUUGCUGGAUCUCACUGUCUCUCAGGACCCGUUUUUCCCGUUCAAUUUGAGUAUAAGUGGUCGAAUCCAGCUCCAAUGGCCGAGCACUUCGUAGACGCCUGUCCUCCUGGCUCCGUGUUACUACUGUGUCCACCCAGUGAUGCUACCAACGCCUGUUUUGGUGGUCUACUUGCUAGCUCAGCCAAAACCAAGUCCAUUGCGGGUGUAGUGGCAAAUGGCCGUGUCCGAGACCUAGAAGAGCUGGAAAGCAGUGGAAUGUCUAUAUUUGCCAAAGGUACUAGUGUUUGCGGGCAGUCCCCAUUCUUAGUGCCUGUAAAAGCAGGCGAACCAGUUCAAAUCGAACAUGAAAAUGGUCACACUAUGUCUGUCAAACCAGGCGACCAACUCUUCGCUGAUAGGAAUGGGGUUAUCAUAGUUGACUCAGCACGUCUCAAUGAAAUCGUAGAAGUAGGUGUUAAGUCUGAAGAGACUGAUGAACUAUGCAGAAAGGCGCUACUCGAAGGUGCAGGCGUAAAGGAAACAUUCGCAAAGUAUCGAGGAAAGCCAAAGCUUUAG
This is a messenger RNA of Wallemia ichthyophaga EXF-994, 648 nucleotides long. RefSeq lists its product as uncharacterized. The record is from RefSeq and is a predicted model, not a curated record. Bases 1 to 648 code for a protein of 215 amino acids. Lineage: Eukaryota; Fungi; Basidiomycota; Wallemiomycetes; Wallemiales; Wallemiaceae. The transcript is spliced from 2 exons.